GUUAGCAUGCGAGAUGAGGAGCGAUCCUCUCACAUUCGUUACAGGAUGGAGGCCUCCUGUCUGGAGCUGGCUCUGGAAGGGGAGCGUCUCUGUAAAGUGGGCGAUUACGGCGCUGGCGUCUCGUUCUUUGACGCAGCCAUCCAGGUGGGCACGGAAGACCUGCAGGUGCUCAGCGCCAUCUACAGUCAGCUGGGCAACGCCUACUUUCACCUGCACGACUAUGCCAAGGCUCUGGAGUUCCACCGCCAUGACCUCACCUUGACCAGGGCUAUCGGGGAUAAGCUCGGGGAGGCCAAAGCCAGCGGUAACCUUGGAAACACGCUGAAGGUUUUGGGGCGCUUUGAUGAAGCUGUGGUCUGUUGUCAGCGACACCUGGACAUUGCGUCUGAGUAUCAGGACACGGUGGGACAGGCUCGGGCGCUGUAUAACUUUGGAAACGUCUUCCAUGCCAAAGGGAAGAGUAUGAGCGGGAGUGCGGCAGAGCCAGGAGAAUUCCCAGAGGAAGUCAUGACUGCACUCGGAAAAGCCGCAGAGUAUUACGAGGCAAAUCUGGCUCUUGUUAAAGAGCUAGGGGACAGGGCAGCAGAGGGUCGAACAUUCGGUAACCUGGGGAAUACACACUACCUGCUUGGAAACUUCCGGAAAGCAGUGGCAUCUCAUGAGCAGCGUCUCCUCGUCGCCAAAGAGUUUGGAGACCGCGCGGCCGAGAGGCGGGCGUACUGUAACCUUGGCAACGCCUACAUCUUCCUGGGGGAGUUUGAAAUGGCGGCCGAACAUUACAAACGGGCGCUGCAGUUGGCUCGGCAGCUGAAAGACCGUGCAGUGGAGGCUCAGGCCUGUUACAGUCUGGGCAACACCUACACACUCCUGCAAGACUACGAGAGAGCCAUAGACUACCACCUCAAACACUUAAUCAUAGCACAGGACCUCAACGACAGGAUUGGGGAGGGUCGGGCCUGUUGGAGUUUGGGUAAUGCACACACUGCUCUGGGGAAUCACGACCAAGCCAUGCACUUUGCAGAGAAGCAUCUGGAGAUCUCUAAAGAGACGGGCGACCGCAGCGGCGAGCUAACGGCGCGUAUGAACGUGUCUGACCUGCAGAUGGUCCUGGGUUUAAGUUACAGUACCAACAACUCGGUCCUGUCCGAAAACAAAGACAUCGACUACAACCUCCACGGAGCAAGACCUAGGAUAGGGAGACGUCACAGCAUGGAGAAUCUGGAACUGGUGAAACUCACUCCAGAUAAGACUAAUAGGUGGAGCAGCGACGUCAUUUCCAAACAGUCGAAGCCAACCAUGACCAGGUCGUCCUCCAAGCUCUUCUUCAUGAAUCGCUUCCGGGGAAAGAAACACAAACUCAACGGCUCGACUAAAGUUGUCCAGGACACUAGUAACACACAAGAAACACCUCAGGUCCAGCCAGCACAGAAAAGAGUUAGCCCUGAGACGUUGGGCGACGAGGGCUUUUUCGACCUGCUCAGCCGUUUCCAGGGCAACCGCAUGGAUGACCAGAGGUGUUCGAUGCAGGACAUAAAGAGAAUGUCUGUCUCCUCCAGUGGAUCCAACUCACCACCCAGAACCAUGAAGAAAUCGUUCUCGGAGGCUGCGAUGUCACCAGGGCAGGAACCGUUUCUGAGCCUGGUGGCGAGUGCGCAGGGCAGGCGCAUGGACGAGCAGCGGGCAGCAGGGGGCAGUCUACCGGGACUGAAACUCUACCAGCAGAAGAGCGAGUCGGUUCUCAGCCAGCUGAUGACCAACGCGGAGGCGGCCGAACCGGACGACAGCUUCUUCGACAUGCUCGUCAAGUGCCAAAGCUCUCGUCUGGACGACCAGCGGUGUGCCCCGCCCACCACCGUGUCCCGUAGCCCCACGGUGCCAGAUGAGGACUUCUUCAGCCUCAUCAUGCGUUCGCAGGCCAAGAGAAUGGACGAACAGCGCGUCACGCUGCCCUCCACUGCCAACAGGACAGAUCCACGCUGAACACCCAACUCCAGACAGAGCUGAACGCCAGAUCUCUGACACCAGCCACACAGACAGUCCCAGUCAACACACACACACACACACACACA
Chanos chanos (milkfish) is the source of this 2069-nucleotide messenger RNA. RefSeq names its product G protein signaling modulator 2 (gene gpsm2). The coding region runs from base 7 to 1980 and encodes 657 amino acids. Lineage: Eukaryota; Metazoa; Chordata; Actinopteri; Gonorynchiformes; Chanidae. The record is from RefSeq and is a predicted model, not a curated record. The transcript has 14 exons. Gene Ontology annotation, molecular function: GDP-dissociation inhibitor activity; G-protein alpha-subunit binding. Gene Ontology annotation, biological process: establishment of mitotic spindle orientation. Gene Ontology annotation, cellular component: cell cortex.